Lycium ferocissimum is the source of this 757-nucleotide messenger RNA. RefSeq lists its product as uncharacterized. The record is from RefSeq and is a predicted model, not a curated record. The transcript is spliced from 2 exons. NCBI's taxonomy places the organism in Eukaryota, Viridiplantae, Streptophyta, Magnoliopsida, Solanales, Solanaceae. Bases 125 to 742 code for a protein of 205 amino acids.
CACUGUCACCUUUCUUUUUUUUCUUUUUUUUUUUUUUUCGCUCAGUUUUGUUUGCUGAUUUAGCCAUUGCUGGCUGUCGACAUCGUCCUCUCCUUAACGUCGGUCAUCUCUCUGGUCUCCGUUCAUGGCUUCUUUGUCUCAACGUUCAGUGAAGAACUAUUUUACGAAAGUACCGAAAUCAAGUGUAGCUUCUUCUAGUCAACCUAACCGGGAAGCAAAUGCCAACCAUUCAGAAGUACCAUUACCUUCUUCUCAAGAAUUUGAUUUGAGUACUUUAAAUUAUGAUCCGGGUGAAAGAACCCCAAUCUUGGACUAUCAUCCAAAUCAUCGUGAUGUUAUUAGAAGAGCAUACCUUAUUAAUGGUCCUUGUCAACCUCGGUUGCUUCAGCAUGAGUAUCCUCAAACGAAUAUUUCUGGAUCAAUGCGCCGUUUUAAUUCUGAAUGGUUUGAUGAUGUAUAUCAUGAUUGGUUGGAGUAUAGUGUUAGUAAAGAUGCAGUCUAUUGUUUGUAUUGUUAUCUAUUUAAAGGCUACAACACCAAUCAAGGUGGGGGUGAAAUAUUUUCAACUGUUGGGUUUAAGAGUUGGCAGAAAAAGAAGAAUCUUGGAAAACAUAUUGGUCUACCGAACAGCCCACAUAACCAAAAAAGAAAUGUCAAGAUUUAUUGCGGGUACAACAGUCAAUUCAUUUUGCACUUGAGAUGCAAUUUAGUCAAUUUAAGCAUGCGUAUUUGGUCCGCUUAAGUGCUUCCGUUGAUG